AUGUCUGAGACAGAUUCCAAUUCCAGCAGCAAAAUUGCUCAGAUCGAGCAGGUUGUGACUGCAGCCUUGCGGCCCUUGCCCACUCAAACUGGCGAUGGCAGCUAUGUACAAGAGCCAACUGUGACUGGCCUUGCUAAGGACCUGCUCCAUUUUGACUUGAAAGAUGCCAAAACUUUGGCCGAGGUUGCCAAAAGUGCGGUGACUGGCGAGGCUGUGAAUGACAGAGAUUAUAUCAUGGAGCGCGUGAUUCAGCUUGCUGCUGGCUUGCCUUCGACAUCUCGAAAUGGCAAGGAGCUGACCAAUACCUUCCUCACCCAACUAUGGGGUGAUCUGGAGCACCCCCUGUCUCGUGAGUCCCUCAAAGCGAUCUAUCUUGGACGCGAUGCGGCAUACAGGAAGGCUGAUGGAUCUGGAAACAACAUUUUCUGGCCUCAGAUUGGUGCUGCUAGCACUCCAUAUGCACGGUCUGUUCGACCGAAGACUAUGCAGCCUGCUGCUCUUCCGGAGCCAGAGGCUCUUUUUGAUAGUCUCUUGGCCCGGAAGGACUUCAAGGAACACCCGAACAAGAUUUCUAGCGUGCUAUUCUAUCUUGCCUCUAUUAUCAUCCAUGACCUGUUCCAGACGGAUCCCAGGGACCAAACAAAAUCAUUGACAUCCUCGUACCUGGACUUGUCUCCGCUUUAUGUUGAAACCCGACUGCUUCUCCACCAAGCGGGUUUUGGGAUUCCCCCGGGCGUUGGUGUCCUUCUCAUUAUGUUCAACCGUUUCCACAACUCUGUUGUCACCCAAUUGGCAGCCAUAAAUGAAGGUGGCCGUUUCACGAAACCGGAUGAGUCAAAUGCUCAAGCUUAUGCCACCUGGGAUAAUGACCUCUUCCAGACUGCGAGACUGGUUACUUGUGGUCUUUAUGUUAACAUCAUUCUGAAGGACUAUGUCCGGACCAUUCUCAACAUCAACCGAACUGACAGUGUGUGGAGUUUGGAUCCCCGUGCGGAGAUAAAGGAUGGCUUGCUUGGCCAGGCACCUGCCCAGGCUACCGGAAACCAAGUAUCUGCCGAGUUCAAUCUUGUUUACCGUUGGCAUUCUUGUGUCUCGGCUCGGGACGAAAAAUGGUCAGAGGAUCUGUAUAAAGAGCUAUUUAAUGGGCAAGAUCCGAAGCAGCUUAGCAUGCAGGAAUUCACAGGGGGUCUUCGCCAAUGGGAAUCAAAGCUCCCAGCAGAUCCCCAGGAACGUCCUUUCGCCAAAUUGCAACGCCAAGCAGAUGGCAAAUUCGACGAUAAUGAUUUGGUGAAGAUCUUUGAGGAGGGUGUUGAGGAUCCUGCUGGAGCUUUCGGUGCUUUGAAUGUGCCAGAUGUCUUCAGAGGCAUCGAGGUUCUCGGCAUCAAGCAGGCACGCUCUUGGAAUUUGGCUACCUUGAACGAGUUCCGUCAGUACUUCGGUUUGGCUUCUUAUCAAACCUUUGAGGAGAUCAACUCAGACCCGUACGUCGCGAACCAGCUUAAGCAUUUCUAUGACCAUCCCGACCUUGUGGAGCUGUACCCUGGCCUCGUUGUCGAAGAGGCCAAACAGCCUAUGACCCCAGGUAGCGGUCUAUGCACCAAUUUCACGACCUCGAGGGCCAUUCUCUCAGACGCAGUUGCCUUAGUUCGUGGUGAUCGCUUCUAUACGGUCGACUUCACACCGAAGCAUCUCACAAACUGGGCAUUCAAUGAGAUCAACAAUGACGUCUCUGUUGACGGUGGUCAGGUCUUCUACAAACUGGUCCUGAAGGCCUUCCCCAAUCAUUUCCGCGGCGAUUCGGUUUACGCACACUUCCCGAUGGUUGUGCCUGAUGAGAACAAGAAAAUAUUGACCAGCCUUGGUAAGGCUAAAACCUAUAGCUUUGACCGACCAUUUUAUAAAGCCCCGCCCCUCUUCAUCAACUCCCACUCUGCUUGCGCAAAAAUCUUGAAAGACCAAGAAGGGUUCAAGGUAGUGUGGGGUGAGAAGAUCCAAUUUUUGAUGGAGAAUAGCGGCCGUCCUUAUGGCCGAGACUUCGCCUUGUCGGGUGAUCUCCCUGCCAACGCAGCUUCUCGAAAGAUGCUCGGUGCUGCCCUGCACCGUGAAAAGUGGGAAUCAGAAGUGAAGGCCUUCUACGAGGACAUUACUCUGAAACUCCUCGAGCGAAACUCAUACAAGGUUGCUGGCGUCAAUCAGGUCGACAUCGUUCGUGAUGUUGCCGUUCUCGCCCAAGUCCACUUCUGCGCCAACGUCUUCUCCCUGUCUCUCAAGACAGAAUCAAACCCAAGAGGCGUGUUCAGCGAGCAGGAGUUGUACCAGAUUCUGGCCGUGAUAUUCGCUUCGAUUUUCUACGAUGUCGACGUGUCCAAGUCUUUCCAACUUUGCCAAACUGCUCGUAAUGUUGCACAGCAGCUGGGCGAGUUGACGCUAGCCAACGUUGAACUCGUUGCUAAGACUGGAUUCAUUUCCAACCUGGUCAACCGCCUACACCGCCAUGAUAUCUUGAGUGAAUAUGGAGUCCACAUGAUCCAGCGCUUGCUCGACAGCCAGUUGCCGGUUAAGGAUGUUGUGUGGUCGCACAUUCUUCCCACGGCUGGUGCAUUAGUUGCCAACCAAGGCCAGCUUUUCUCCCAAUGCAUCGACUACUACCUCUCUGAAGAAGCGGCGGAGCAUCUGGUUGAGAUCCAGCGCUUGUCUAGGGAGGAUACUCCUGAGGCCGACGAGCUCCUUGUGCGAUACUUCAUGGAAGGAGCAAGACUCCGAUGCUCGGUAGCAUUGCCACGAUUUGUCACUAAGCCAACGGUGGUAGAAGAUAACGGUGAGAAGGUCACUUUGAAAGCUGGCCAGGAGAUCAUUUGCAACUUGGUUGUUGCAGGCCGCGAUCCUGUUGCGUUCCCCGAUCCCGACAAGGUCCGUCUUGAUCGUGAUAUGAGCCUGUACACUCACUUCGGCUUCGGUCCUCAUGAAUGCCUGGGUGUUAAAAUGUGCCCUCUUGCACUUUCCACUAUGCUCAAGGUUCUUGGGCGACUGGAUAAUGUUCGCCGCGCCCCUGGACCCCAAGGCCACCUGAAGAGGCUUAAUGGACUGGGAGGAAUCGCCAUGUAUAUGGAUGCCGAGCACAGUAGCUUCUCUCCGUUCCCCAUGACUAUGAAAAUCCAAUGGGACGGAGACCUGCCUGCCAGGAAGGAGUAA
This is a messenger RNA of Penicillium samsonianum, 3192 nucleotides long. Its product is annotated as peroxidase/cytochrome P450 family protein. Gene Ontology annotation, biological process: response to oxidative stress. Gene Ontology annotation, molecular function: oxidoreductase activity, acting on paired donors, with incorporation or reduction of molecular oxygen; peroxidase activity; iron ion binding. The transcript has 8 exons. NCBI's taxonomy places the organism in Eukaryota, Fungi, Ascomycota, Eurotiomycetes, Eurotiales, Aspergillaceae. The record is from RefSeq and is a predicted model, not a curated record. Bases 1 to 3192 code for a protein of 1063 amino acids.